Rotaria socialis is the source of this 1521-nucleotide messenger RNA. The record is from the annotation of a GenBank genome assembly. NCBI's taxonomy places the organism in Eukaryota, Metazoa, Rotifera, Eurotatoria, Philodinida, Philodinidae.
AUGAAUGGUGCAGAGGCCAGUGGACGUGCACCAUCAGCCAGUGAAAAAAACGGAGAGAAGAAUGAUAGAAAUUUUCUAUCAAAAACUUUUCAUUCAAUUCGAGAUAAAGCACAUCGCUUUACUGGUGAACUUCGAGAUAAAACACAUAAAUUAAGACAAAGUAAACAUUCAAAUGAAACGAAAACCAAUGCAAAUUCCAAUGCCGAACAAUCUCCACAUCUUGCAGCUGCAAGAAAUGUGAAUAUGCCAGAGACUUCACGAUCAAACCAACCGCCGGCUUCAGGAUCAGAGCAAUCAAAUGCUUCAAGUACUGUGAACAAACCAGAGACUUCGCGAUCAAACCAACCAUCGGCAUCACGGGCAGAGCAGCAACCAAAUACUGCAGUCUCUACUCAAUCAAGAACUCGAUCGGAGCGAUCGACUUCAAAUGAUUCACCAAUUGAACCAUCUAACGAGCAUAACGAUAUUGAUAUCAGCGCCAGAGCUGCUGUGUCUAAAGGAUCUGCUGUGAAUUCAAAUAUGAAAACAUUAAAUUCAAUAAAUUCAAUAAAUGAGAAAACAAAGAUUAACGAGGCAACAAAUGCAUUAUCUUCUGAGCCAAACGAUAAAGCUCAAGUUCAUAUGUCAUUUGACGGUAUAUCUACUGUUGAUGAUGUACUCAAACGACUAGAUGAAGCUAUUGAAGAAGCUGACAUUGACACCGACGAUGACAAAGGAAAAAUGACUCUCUAUAUUGAAACAGGGCCAGCUGCUUCUAAAUUUUCUGCAUCUAUUGCCAAAAAGAAGAGGCUGGCACCAAGAAAGAUAGAAAAAAUAAUUAGAAAUUCAGAUGAAGAUGAAGAAGACGAAAAUUCAAUAAUUAUCGACCAUCAUAAAAUACAUACCAUUGAGGAUCUUCUUCGUAAACUUGACAAUCAAGCAGGAAAUCGACGAGUUGUACUAAAAAAUGAAUCUGAUAAUUCUGAUUCAAUCGAUGUAAAAACACCUAGGAAUUCAUCUUCUAUUGAUUCACUGCGCCCGACAGUCGCUAAUAAAAGUGACAGUGGAUCAUCAGUAGAAACAACUGCUAAAUCAUCAACACUUCACAACGAUCAAAUCGAUGUGAAUGUUCAAAGUGACGUUGAUCAUUUAGAUCGUAAAAGCGGUGUCGUUCAACCUGCUUCCAUGGCUAUUGCUAAAAACAAACACGAAAGAAAAAGAUUCGCCCCACUACCACCACCAGAAAACAAAGACGAGAAGAAGCAUGACGAAGAAAAAAUCACUACUGUGCCCAAAGAAAAACAAAAUAUUACGCCAGUUGAUUUUACAACUAAUCAUCGCAACAUUGCUGAUGAGUCAUCAAAAGUAGGCGUCGAGUCUAACAUCUCACAUCCAGAUAGUAAACAAACAGUAGAUGAUCAAAGUCAAAAUAUUAUAACGGCGAAACCUAGAUUUCAGGUCACUAAACAAAAUCAACAAACUUUGUAUUCAUCAACAAGUGAGGAAGACGAGGAUGAAUAUGAAUGUAUUCAGCGUUUGUGA